Messenger RNA from Toxoplasma gondii ME49, 1916 nucleotides. RefSeq lists its product as hypothetical. The coding region runs from base 406 to 1173 and encodes 255 amino acids. Lineage: Eukaryota; Apicomplexa; Conoidasida; Eucoccidiorida; Sarcocystidae. The transcript has 6 exons. The record is from RefSeq and is a predicted model, not a curated record.
AACAGAUCGGAUCCACGGCUCCAGUCUUGUCCGAACGGCGCCCGUUUUGCCUGCAAGGAAGAUUGUCCAGAGAUACAACGCCUGAUACAAGAUGUCUUAUCAGUGCCAUAUGUAGACGAAUGUGGCAAGGCAAGUCAAUCAGACAGGCGUGGUAAAGAACUACUUGCUUUCUUCGGUUUUGAAACAACAUCAUCCCCAGAAAGUCUCAACUUCCUUGAGGACCUUGUCGACGAGAGCUACCAGAGUCUUGUUGCUGAAGACGAAGAUGGGAAGAUUAUUGGGUUUGUAGCUUUGAAUCACUCGCCCAGAUUGCUGGCGAAUGAAGCACAAACUAAAGAAGAAAGCCUCUCUCUCUUCAGGUACAGGUGGCCGGAAUGGCUUCAAGCAACUUACUCCAUCAACUGCAUGUGGCGCCCGUUGUGUAGUGCGAACGAUGGAACGAAGGGGUCGUCUUCUUCCAGCGGAAGAUGUGAACCCGUCACAGCUCAUUCUACUGUCCCUCCCCAGUCCGACGGGGUGCCGAUUACUCCGAGUAAUACUCUAUGGAUCAGCUUCCUAGUUUACCAUUCGACUACGGCGUGCUCUGUUCUUGCGUCGAUGGUCGAGGCUACGUUUGCGUCAGCCUUCGAGUUGCAGAACCUCGCACUUUUCAAUAGAUUUGGCUCCCCGACUGAGAGCCCGGUACUGCUGCCGAAACUAUUCGACACAUUUACCCCUCUCGUGUCCCAGAGCCCGGUUCUUCCCAAAGAGAUACAUGCCCUGAAAGUUCACUUCUGCAGUCGCAACGACUGCAUAAAGCCUCUGAAGAUACGACAGGCGGAGGUUGAGGACUACGACGAUCUUGUUAAAGUCUUUGAUGUAGCAACGGAACUCCGCCCGGCGGACUACGGGGAAUUUUUCCUCGCUGAGUUGAUCGGCGGUCAGGACGACCGGAACAAGUGCCUGGCUGCAGAAGCCCAUGGAUUCGCUGUCGGCCUGGCAUCCUUUACCACGGAUAUUGACAUCAACUUACUUAACAACUGCUUUGAGCUCGAGAGCUAUGACUUCCUGGUCGAUCGAGAAUACAUGAAUAAGAUCAGGACCACAAUGACUUUUAUGCAGCAUCGCGGGAGCCACAUGUUUUUCCCGAGUGGCGGCAUGCCCAGCAGUAAGAGACAAUUACAGAGUCGCUAGUCACAUCUUACAUAGGCACCAUUCUUCUUCAGAUGAGAAGAUAUUCAGCAUCCUGUUCGAUCUGCACAUCGUCGCAGGCAACUACGUUUUCUCGGAGAAGCAUGACAUUAUCGCAGUUAUGCUUUUUUGAGUUGCUUGCCCGGAUGCGUUGGAGCACCUCUUCGGCUUCACUUGGCUGUCGUCUUCUGACCCGUGAAUGAAAUACAUGAGCUAGGACAUUCUAAUUGAUGACCUGCAGAAGAUUAACGGACAACGCGUGUUCAAGACGCGCAGCGAAUCGCCAUGGCGUCUGCUACAAUACGUUCGAUACGGAUGUAACCAGGGCUACUGUCGAUCCUAUCACCAGAAUCUCAUGCGGUGGGAUGGUGUUGGGGCUGCUCGGAUUAUGUGAUUGCCUCCUGCUGUAGCUCGCGGCCACUUGUACGGAUCUGGUGUUGGCGAUUUGGUACAAGAAACGAUGCGAAAAAUCCCGGGCAUGUUUCCAGAUAGUACGUUGGGUCGGAGGAGACUCACUUUUCAGGCUUUACCGCUGACGUAACUGCACCAAGACACAUGCAUGAGCACGACUGAAACACCUAACCCCAAGACCGAUCCGAUCGAAACGUUUCACUCGCCUCCGUCUCCGCUGGCUCAAAAUUUGAAAGGAAGGCAUAUCUUGAGAAAAUAAGUGACGUGGAGUCACAAUUCGGAAGCGAACCUGGGAAAAUGACACGAGACGCAUCACAGGAAGUAACAAAACAUGA